AUGUCCCUCUCCGACGUCCACCUCUUCACUGUCUACAAACCUUUGAUCGAGUCCGCUGUGAUUCAACUAAGCGACACCCACGAUGACAUUCUCAACGACACUCCUAUCCUUGAGAUCGACUGUGCCGAGCUGCUCAAACAAGUCCGCGCUCUCAGGACCCAGAAUGAUCUCUCCUCAGGCUCUCAUCCUCACAAUGCUGCCAUUGAGGCCGCUUGUCGCGAGAUUUUUCUCGACACCACUGCCACGGUUGAUAUUACUGAACCUGCAUUUAGUAUGGUGUGGGUGCUGUUUGACAUCAUAACUGUACUGUCCGACAAUGACAUGUGCGAACCUGGCCUGGCUGCAUGGCUUGUGGAAGACCUUCUCGAUACACAAACUAUUGAAGGUUGCAGGAAGGUCUUUGAUUAUCUCGAGUCUCGUAGGGAGAGGCUCAUUGCGAAGCACUUCAGACCCAAUAAGAAUCUCGUCCUGCUGAGAUGCUGUAACGAUCUCUUGCGACGUCUAUCCAGAGCCGAAGAUACCGUCUUCUGCGGUCGAGUCUUUAUAUUCUUAUUCCAGAGUUUCCCCUUGGGUGACAAGAGUUCCGUUAAUCUACGAGGAGAGUUCCAUGUCGAAAAUGCAACCACCUUUGACCCUGCGCUCAAGAAGUCGGAAGACGCAAUAAAACCUAUGGAACUCGAUCCAACCGAUGCGCAGUCUCACACCCCGCAAGCAACCUCAGAAGCUCAGACACCCGCUUCCCACUCCCAUUUACAAGACUCGGAUCAGAAGAGUUCCACGGCAAGAGGUACUCCGGUUCCUAGGCCCUCAAAAAUCUCCGAGUCCAAGGAUCCCGCUCCUCUUCCACCGCCCGAUCUUGAUGCGUUGUAUCCCAAAUUUUGGACCUUGCAAUCCUUCUUUUCCUCUCCCACCCGACUCUUCGAAGCCACCAACAUGUCCACGUUCAAAGACGGUAUCGAGCAAACUCUGUCAUGCUUCAAGAGUGUCUCACAAUCAUCCACUUCCACCACCAACUCUUCUGAUAUCAAGCGUGGUCUGAAGCGCAAAAGGACCAGUGAGUCCGAUGUAACCAGCUCCACAGUCUCGGCCUCAACAUUUAACCCGAAAUAUUUGACGAAUCGCGAUCUAUUCGACCUCGAGGUUCAUGAUGUUGACUUCCGCCGCCAUAUAUUGGUGCAGGCAUUGAUCAUGCUUGACUUCCUCCUUAGUCUGACAGCCAGUUCCAAGGCCAAAUUCGAAGGGCUAUCGAACAAGUCAGUGCUAUACGCGUACACGCUAUCUGACGAGGACACGAAAUGGGCGAAUGCCACCCGUGCUGCAAUUGCAUCCUAUCUCCAGCAGGGUAAUGGAAACGAAGGAAAAUUCUACUAUCGCAUGGUUGAUACGGUGCUGUCUCGAGACAAGAACUGGGUGCGGUGGAAGGCAGAGAACUGUCCUUCCAUCUCGCACGACAGCAUCGCACCCGAAGACUAUGUUCGUUCGAGAGACACGUUAACAAGGAUUGCCAACUCGCAGAAAGCGCCGCUCCCUGCGCCACCUGGAGCUGGUGACCUUGCGUUCCUAUCGCGUGUGGAGCCGCUCGAGGCUCUUAAGCAUCCAAGCAAAAGACGCAAGAUGCCGACGUUGGAGGACUACUACAAUGGAAUCCAGACAGAUGACCUGGACCUAGAUUUUGCGACCGAGGAAGAGAAGAAGGAAAUUGAAGAGCGCAAGGCGGGAAAGUUAUGGCGAGCGCUGAGGACCAGUGGCCGUAGAUUCGUGCUUUGUGAGAAUAUCCAGAGUGGUGCGAACCUCAAAGCUUUGAUUGAGAGCGGAGGGGAGGAUGGAGAGAAGAUAGACGAAACCAAUACACAGGAGCAGACACAGAACGACGAGAAUGCCGACCCGGACGUUGACGCAGGUGCAAAUGUGGAUGGAGAGGCCAAAGAAGACGGAGGGCAAGUCGAAUGUGAAGGCGAAGACACGAAUGAGGCAACAGGAGAAGCACCGAAUUCAACCGAGCCCAAGGAGGAAGAGAUGGGUAGCUCUGGCGAAGGGAGCGGGCUACAAGGCACAGUCCCUGCAGAUGCCGAGAUGAAGGAUGUUGAAGACGAGGAGCCAGAAGAUCCUGAUGUAACGAGGUCGCAAGGAGCCGAGUCUCGAGAGUCAGGCGAGGAGGCGGAAUGA
Exophiala aquamarina CBS 119918 is the source of this 2166-nucleotide messenger RNA. RefSeq lists its product as uncharacterized. Gene Ontology annotation, biological process: regulation of DNA-templated transcription elongation; mRNA export from nucleus. The coding region runs from base 1 to 2166 and encodes 721 amino acids. The transcript has a single exon. Lineage: Eukaryota; Fungi; Ascomycota; Eurotiomycetes; Chaetothyriales; Herpotrichiellaceae. Gene Ontology annotation, cellular component: THO complex part of transcription export complex. The record is from RefSeq and is a predicted model, not a curated record.